Molecule: messenger RNA, 1489 nt
Organism: Lipotes vexillifer (Yangtze River dolphin)
Lineage: Eukaryota; Metazoa; Chordata; Mammalia; Artiodactyla; Lipotidae
Product: synaptotagmin-15
Exons: 8
Coding region: 1-1455 (484 amino acids)
Biological process (GO): calcium-ion regulated exocytosis
Cellular component (GO): exocytic vesicle; plasma membrane
Molecular function (GO): clathrin binding; calcium ion binding; calcium-dependent phospholipid binding
Source: RefSeq, a predicted model, not a curated record
AUGGAGCGUAAGGCCCGCUCCUCGCAGCUAGCUGCGGGUCAGGAGGUGUGGGUGUCUUUCCUUCUCACCACCCAACCGGGUCCUGACCCCAGAGCCUGGGAAGCCCCGCGCCCGCACGUGACCCGAAAGAGGGACCUUCCUCGCUUAGCGCAGGAUCGAGGGUCCGAGCUCUCUCAGCCGGCUCAGACUGAAGCCUCCCAGGUCCGGGCAAAGCAGGUGGCCCUGGUGAUUGGGGGCAUCCCUGGGGGACUGCUGCUACUGCUGCUGUUGAUGGUGGUGAGCCGGUGUCUCUGGAAGAGGCUUUGCGCCACGUUCACCUAUGAGGAGCUGUUAGGGACCACGGCUGCCUCCAGCACACAAGGACACAAGCUCUGCCCACCGGAUGCCAGGACCCAGGCAAGCAGGCCACCAGGUGUACCAUUCGUGGUGCCCCCUUCCCUCCGAAGCCAAGACUGGGUGCCCCUGAGCAGCAGAGAGUGGGCCCAGGCCCCACAGGACCCCUGCCCAGCCCCGGAGCUCCUGCCUCAUGCCACCUACAGCAAUCUUGGAGACGCAUGCGUGGUGGGGACCAUCAAUCCAGAGCUCUACAAGAUCCCGGAGGACAAAAGUGAGACCCACUUCCCUGAGGGCUGCCUGGGGCGGCUGUGGUUCUCUGUGGAAUACCAGCAGCAGGCCGAGCGACUGCUGGUGGGCCUGAUCAAGGCACAGCGGCUGCAAGCCCCCUCAGAGACCUGUAGCCCCCUGGUGAAGCUCCAUCUGCUACCGGAUGAGCGGCGCUUCCUCCAGUCCAAGACCAAAUGCGGAACAACCAGCCCACAGUUCGACGAGCACUUCAUCUUUCAGGUGCCCAGCAAGAGUGUCACCCAGAGGGUGCUGAGGUUCUCGGUGUACCACGUGGACAGGCAGAGGAAGCACCAGCUCCUGGGCCAGGUGCUGUUCCCCCUGAAGACAGAGACCCUGGUGGGCGACUGUCGGCGCAUCAUCUGGAGAGACCUGGAGGCUGAGAGCCUGGAGCCUCCCUCCAAGUUUGGCGACCUCCAGUUCUGCCUCAGCUACAACGACUGCCUGAACCGCCUCACAGUGAUCGUGCUGCGAGCCAAGGGCCUCCAACUCCAGGACACGACCUUUGUCAGUGUGCUUGUCAAGGUGUCUCUGAUGAACCACAACAAGUUUGUCAAGUGCAAGAAGACUUCGGCUGUGCUGGGGUCCGCCAACCCUGUGUACAGCGAGACCUUCAGCUUCAAGGCCGACCCUGCCGAGCUGGACACGGCGAGCCUCAGCCUGACGGUGCUGCAGAGAGCCGAAGGGGACAGGAGCCGCGAGCUGGGCCGGGUGGUGGUGGGCCCCUACAUGUACACCCGCGGCAAAGAGCUGGAGCACUGGAACGAGAUGCUUAGCAAACCCAAGGAGCUGGUGAGGCGCUGGCACGCGCUCUGCCGCACCACUGAGCCCUGACCCGGGCAGGGACCUCGGGUCUGCUCCAGGAGCC